This is a messenger RNA of Aureobasidium pullulans EXF-150, 1220 nucleotides long. RefSeq names its product kinase-like protein. The transcript has a single exon. Gene Ontology annotation, molecular function: ATP binding; protein kinase activity. The coding region runs from base 283 to 768 and encodes 161 amino acids. The record is from RefSeq and is a predicted model, not a curated record. Gene Ontology annotation, biological process: protein phosphorylation. Lineage: Eukaryota; Fungi; Ascomycota; Dothideomycetes; Dothideales; Saccotheciaceae.
CGACUCGCUCGACUUACUUACCUCUUGCAAUAAUGCGAUCAUCGCCAUCGCCCUAGGGAUUAGAGCAUGUCAAAGAGAAGAAUAAGAAGUGAUUGCAAGCAAGUGCCGUGUUCGAAAUGACACCAGUAGGGGAAAAGGAUGGGGUACAGAUUUCGAGUGAAGAACAGCAAGCUGCGCCCGAGGUUAGACACUAUUUGCAAAGCCACUUACACAUCAAAUCAAUGCUGAAGUACCAUCCAGCUUUCUGACACACGGAAAACUUUGUAUGCGUCGAAAGGCAAGAUGAUAGGCCUCGGCGUGUCUGGUCUGGUGGAGUUGUCCGAAGAGGGAUAUGCAAUCAAAUCGCCAUGGCCCCCUGGAUCAGAAGAUAGCCUGAGCGACAUGAGAUUCGAAGCCAAGGUCUACAACCAUCUAGGCUCUCACCCUCGCCUCAUCAAGGUCAUAGACUGGGAUGCUGAAGAGUGUUGCUUAACCAUGGAAAACAUGUCCAAUGGCACUCUGAAAGAUUACCUCGAGAAAAGCAACGCAUGCCUUUCCGAACCGCAACGUCGGCGAUGGAUCCUGCACGCAGUGGAGGGACUCGCGUAUCUUCAUACGAAAGGUGUCAUCCACUACGACUUCAAGCCGAAGAGUGUUCUCCUCGACGAGAACUUGGAGGCAAAGAUUGCUGAUUUUGGAUGUUCGGCGUUCAAUGGGUUGAAACCCACUGCCGGUGCUGAUUUACGAUACACACCUCCCAAAGGGGGCAACAUCAGCAGUGGCGUAUAACUCGAUAUCUUUGCAUUCGGGAGCACGAUUUAUGCCAUUCUGACCGGAAAAGAUCCGUUUGUUGGAGAUGCGAUUAUCCUGAUAUUUUGGAGGAUGUGGAGAUUGACAAGAUUGUGAGAGAUUGUUGGAAAGGGGCAUAUACUUCGGUCGAGGAGGUAAAAAGGAAUGUCGAUAGCUUCAGUCAACGGAUUGCGUCUGUCACGGUUCUAUGACCAACAGAUGUCCGGCCUGCUGAAGAUUGAAGCUGGAUUGAUGCAUAGGCACAUUUCAUACCGCUGCUCAAAAGACAGAGCAGCCAGUCCUCUAUCCAAGCCGAGCUGGAAGCUACCUAGUCAGCAGGGGUCGUAACGAGUCUUUUGAGCCAUACUACCUACUCCGAAAUUGUCACUCUAGACGAAGCGCUCAUCCAUGAGCAAUGCUUAGCCCCUGUUAGGGUAGAUAAACGCCCGUAU